Molecule: messenger RNA, 1442 nt
Organism: Eupeodes corollae
Lineage: Eukaryota; Metazoa; Arthropoda; Insecta; Diptera; Syrphidae
Gene: Tsp68C
Product: tetraspanin-3
Exons: 2
Coding region: 255-1331 (358 amino acids)
Cellular component (GO): membrane
Source: RefSeq, a predicted model, not a curated record
UACGAGUAGAAGCGAAAACAUCAAACACAAUAUGGCUAUCAUAAUCCAUUUGAAAAAAUUGACCCCAAUGUUAAUGCGACACCAGGUCACAAUUGUAUUAGCACUCUAACAAAAAGAGCUCUCCUACACAGCAUAAAAGAAGCAGCAUGACGGAACACAAAGGGCUUUGCGUUGUGCCAUGUGCGUCUUACCCUCCUAGCAAAGAGAACCUUCUCCAUCACCCUAGCCGGCCGUUCCACUAGAAAGGUCACAAAAUGAUCGUAUUCACCAAUGUUCUCGCAAACCAUGGAACAAUGUUUCUAGGCAUUAUAUGUGGAGGAUUCUUGAUUUUUGGUGGAUUCUAUAUGUUUUCCGAUACAAAACAAAUACUACUUUCAAGACUGUUAGUUUCAACAAAUGAACAACUUAACAGUUUAUCUCAACCACUAUUUUAUUACGUAGCUUUUGGAAUAGCAGUUGCCGGAACAAUAGCGAUUCUUGCCUCGAUAAUGGGAUUUUGGGCGUCAAUACUCAACACUUACUGUUUCUUGACUUUGUACUUCUUGGCAGUAGCUAUUCUACUUUUAGCGGAAUCUGUAGUGUGUCUGACUUUAACUCUUUGGCCAAAGUGCUUGGGCAUCAGUUUGGAGGAAUCACAAAUAGUUAAGGCAUUACAACAAAACUACGGUGUCCCUGGUAAGGAACAGUUUACUAUUGCAAUGGAUCUUGCUCAGACGAAAUUCAGGUGCUGUGGCAUGGACAGUGAAAACAAUUACGACACAUCUACUUGGCGCCUGCAGGGCCAUGGAAUUCAUAACUCGAUUGUGCCACUUACGUGCUGUUUUCUUAGUAACAACCAUGACCCAUUGUCAUACCUCGACCCAAAACCAAUUAAUGAAAGCCAAUGUCAAGCUUUGCCAGUGGUUGAAUAUUCAAAAUAUCGCCACACUAAGUCAUGUUUUGAGUAUGUGGAUACUUGGUACAGAGAACAGUUUGUUAUGUUCCUUUGUGCAAUCCUUUUAAUUAUUAUAAUUGAAUUUUUUGUUAUGUUAAGUAUAAUUUUAAACUGUACAAAAAUGUCUAAGAGACCUUGUAGUGAAGAAGAUUUAAAUGAAAUGAGCACAAGGAUCACAAAACCUAAUCAACCUCAAGUGGAAAAUGUUUACGCACCGGAUAUUGAGAAUAAAAGAAUAUCGCCAAGAGGUCGUGCUCGUAAAGAAGAAACUACAACAUCAACCGAUUUUAAGGAGGUUUACAUCCAGCCUCAAGAUUUAUUAAAGUGUCGACAUAGCACAAAUUUUAAGCCUGCUAGGAGUCAAUAUCACAUCUCGACAAGAAGCUACUUUGUUUAGAGCAUAAAACAGGACUAGCGAAAAUGGAGGAGUGCACUUUUAUAGAUUUCUAAAAUGUUAUAAGAAGCUUUUUUUAAUGGAUCAAAAGAAUAAAUUAAUGAAAACACUGUA